GAUGCAGUGACCUAUGAUGAUGUGCAUGUGAACUUCACUCGGGAAGAGUGGGCUUUGCUGAAUCCUUCCCAGAAGAGUCUCUACAAAGAUGUGAUGCUAGAGACUUACAGGAAUCUCCAGGCUAUAGGCUACAGUUCAGAAGACCACACUAUUGAAGAACAGUGUCAAAGAUCUAGACGACAUGGAAGGCAUGAAAGAAAUCAUACGGAAGAGAAACCCUCUGAAUAUACUCAAUGUGCUAAAGCCGUCACAUAUCAGAAUCAUUCUCAAAGCCAUAAAAGAUCACAUACUGGAGAGAAGCCCUACAAAUGCAGUCACUGUGGUAAAGCCUUUGCACUUCAGAGUAUUCUUCAAAUACAUAAAAGAACACAUCCUGGAGAGAAAAUUCAUGAGUGUAAUCAAUGUGGUAAAGACUUUGCAUGUAACAGUGAUCUUCAAAGGCAUGAAAGAACACAUACUGGAGAGAAACCCUAUGAAUGUAAUCAAUGUGGUAAAGCCUUUGCACAGCACGGUCAUCUUCAAAGGCAUGAAAGAACACAUAGUGGAGAGAAACCUUAUGAGUGUAAUCAAUGUGGUAAAGCCUUUGCACAUCAUACGAAUCUCAGAAUACAUAAAAGAUCACAUACUGGAGAGAAGCCCUACAAAUGCAGUCACUGUGGUAAAGCCUUUGCACAUCAGAGUAUUCUUCAAAUACAUAAAAGAACACAUACUGGAGAGAAACCCUAUGAAUGUAACCAAUGUGGUAAAGCCUUUGCACGUAGCAGUCAUCUUCAAAGGCAUGAAAGAACACAUAGUGGAGAGAAGCCUUAUGAGUGUAACCAAUGUGGGAAAGCCUUUGCAUGUAACAGUUAUCUUCAAAUGCAUAAAAGAAAACAUACUGGAGAAAAGCCUUGUGAGUGUAGUCAGUGUGGUAAAACCUUUCCAAGUAACCCUUAUCCUCAAAAGCAUGAAAGAACACAUACCUAUUGA
This is a messenger RNA of Acomys russatus (golden spiny mouse), 969 nucleotides long. Its product is annotated as zinc finger protein 431-like. The transcript has 4 exons. The annotation marks the transcript as partial. The record is from RefSeq and is a predicted model, not a curated record. Gene Ontology annotation, biological process: regulation of transcription by RNA polymerase II. NCBI's taxonomy places the organism in Eukaryota, Metazoa, Chordata, Mammalia, Rodentia, Muridae. Gene Ontology annotation, molecular function: RNA polymerase II cis-regulatory region sequence-specific DNA binding; DNA-binding transcription factor activity.